AUGGAUGGAUCUGAGUGGAAGGCUGCACUUCGCCUUCAGAUCGAAGCACUGGCAAGACGAAAUGAACUGCAUCGACGUUGUAAUAGGGAUUCAGUCUGGAAGCGCACAGCGGAUAUGGACGUGAAAAUUGUAAAGUUGAGGGAAUUGGUUGCCACCGAUGCGAAUUACGCAGCACAGUUCUACUUGGAAUGUGUUUGCCAUGCCGAUGAAACUGAACGGAUACUUAACAGGGCAAAGCGAAAGAAGCCGAAGGUGUUCCGUGAAACAACGUCCACUACAAGUGCACCAACAACUCAAUCAGUACAAAGUACGGUAAGUUUGUGGAAAUCCACCGACGUCGAAUUCGAGGCGUUAAAUAAAUCACUUGUUCAAAGAGCACAUCACUUUUUUUGCUGCUCAACGCAUAUUCGACUUCAUCUGCUUCAGGCCGACUGCUUCCUCUCAUGUCUAGGGUUCGUCAUUGGCAUAGGAAACAUGCUAAGAUUUCCGGCUAAAGUCUACGAAUAUGGAGGUAUUUUUUUCGCGCCAUACUUUGUCUGCCUGAUCUUGAUCGGAUUUCCGAUGCUUCAUCUCCAUUUAUGUAUCGGACAAUAUGCGGGAGAAACUCCUGAUGCUGCUUUUUAUCGUCUCAUGCCUAUCACCUGUGGUCUGGGAUGGGCGUUUGUGUUGGCGGCUAUUCCAGUAAUAAUAUAUCACAACUUCGUUGUUACCUGGUCAUUGCAGUAUCUGUGGUACUCCAUGCUCUCUAUGGUGAUCUCGGAUCGAAUGCCAUGGGAAAACAGAGUUGCGAUUUUUUGUUUACUUCAACACUUUAACUUUUCUUCAACACUUCAGAUUCACGUUUUCAGUUUCGAUAUACUGUCACUUACGAGUUACACACAACUGGCUCCCACUUUACCUCAACGCCAUAUCGUACUGACUCUCACCAGCGCUUGGCUAUUGAUAUUUGUUGGUAUUUGCAAGGGAACAACAUGGAUGUCGUGGGCGUUCCGCUUAACUGCUACAAUACCUUAUCUGAUGCUCUUCAUCCUUCUUAUUCGAGGCCUGUCUUUACCAGGAGCCAACAUAGGAUUGUCGUUUUUGUUCUCUUCAGUGUCUAACAGUGUAUUGUCGCUAAAGAUUUGGUCAGCUGCCGCAGAACAAGUGCUGUUUGAAGUCGGCGUGGGUGCUGGUGCCAUAAUAUCGAUAGCAUCAUAUAGUAAAUAUCGGAAUAACGUCUACCGUGAUGCUGCUCUUCUUGCCAUCAUAAAUGCUUUUACCUCUGUUCUGGCCAGUAUGGUGUUAUUCUCGUUUCUGGGUCUUCUUUUUAUUUUAAAAAAAUGUUCCACAAACGAAGCAAAUUUAAAACUAGUAACAACUUCAGAUCACGAUCCGUUCUAUAUGAUUUUUACUGUAAUUCCCAGCACAACAUCACUAAUGCGAUGGGGUCCGUUAUGGAUGAGCAUAUUAUUCGCCACCGUCGUGUUCUCUGCGAUAGACGCUGAAUUUAUUUGGGUAGAGAUGUUCGCUUCAUCAGUAAUGAAUGUGCUUGGUUCGAAAGAUCGCCGACUGAAUUCACGUGUGAUAGCCGUUAUCUGUUGUCUAGGACUUUUUCUAGAAAUUCCCAUAUGCAACAGUGCUGGAUUUUUCGUAUUUCAUUCCAUGAACUCUCUCAUUUCCAGUGUACCAACGUUCAUUCUAUUAUUUCUUGUGUUGACUGCGUUCACAUAUGUUUACGGUGUCGAUAGAUUUCUCAAGGACGUCUCAUCGAUGCUACGAAUUCCAAUGGCAAAUGGUAGUAAGUGGGUGCACCUUCGAGUUCAAGAGAAACUUCUCGAACUAUUUGGACCAUGCGGUGCAUUUAUACGAAUUUCAUGGGUACUUAUCUGCCCGUGCUUUCUCACGGUGAUUCUCCGAAAGCUACGACGGAACUGGCAAGUUUUAAGUUCUCUAAUGAAUUUAAAUCGACCAUCCUUCUUCUUCUUUGAAUACGUGCCUUUAAACAAGACCGUCCUAGGUGUUCGUCAACAACGUUCGACAAUCAUUCGACGAUUUCGCUCUGAAGAUUCCGUCCAGGCAUUAUCAACAGGAUCUAUAUCAAUCACACCAAUCGGUAUUGCACGACAAAGAUCCUUAAGUUCCGUUGCUAUUUACGACAAUGUUGCCAAAGUGGGUGUUUUAUACUUUACUCCACUACCAUGCUAUACUUCCACACAUCUAUUUUAUUUUGUACCAUAUUUUACUAUUAUGAUAUACAUUUUACCAUAA
Molecule: messenger RNA, 2247 nt
Organism: Angiostrongylus costaricensis
Lineage: Eukaryota; Metazoa; Nematoda; Chromadorea; Rhabditida; Metastrongylidae
Source: the annotation of a GenBank genome assembly